This is a messenger RNA of Megalops cyprinoides (Indo-Pacific tarpon), 4692 nucleotides long. Its product is annotated as formin-like protein 1. Gene Ontology annotation, molecular function: small GTPase binding; actin filament binding. The record is from RefSeq and is a predicted model, not a curated record. Bases 201 to 3533 code for a protein of 1110 amino acids. Gene Ontology annotation, biological process: cortical actin cytoskeleton organization; cell migration; regulation of cell shape. Gene Ontology annotation, cellular component: cytosol. NCBI's taxonomy places the organism in Eukaryota, Metazoa, Chordata, Actinopteri, Elopiformes, Megalopidae. The transcript has 26 exons.
CCAAUCUCACAGAGACGGUAUUGAGAGGCUGAGAGAAAUCUUGUUGUCUUUGCCAGUUUUUUGCUGCUGUACUCUUGUGAUCUGUUUGGAUUUUGCCUCUGCCUUCAAUUUGGUCUGGAUUUUGCUCGUGAUUGACUGAGAGUGGACUGAGAGUUGCCCAGUGCCAGUGGUGGAGUACCUGGGUGCGGGAGCCAGCAGUCAUGGGCAACGCUGCCGGGAGCAUGGAGCUGCCCCUGGGGCGGGAGGCCAAGAGUGUAACGGCCACCCCUGCCCCAGUGGCCCCACAGAAGCAGCCUGCACCCCCCAAACUGCCCAUGCCACCAGAGGAGGAGCUGGAAGAGCGCUUCAGCGUGGUGCUGAACUCCAUGAACCUGCCGCCGGACAAGGUGAAGCUCCUGUGUCAGUAUGACAAUGAGAAGAAGUGGGAGCUGGUCUGUGAUCAGGAGCGUUUCCAGGUGAAGAACCCUCCUUCUGCCUACCUGCUGAAACUCAAGAGCUACCUGGACCAAGGCGGGGUCACACGCAAGUUUAAGAGGCGUGUCCAGGAGUCAACCCAGGUCUUGAGAGAGCUUGAGAUCUCCCUGAGGACCAAUCACAUUGGUUGGGCCCAGGAAUUCCUCAAUAAUCAGAACAAAGGUCUGGACGUGCUGGUAGACUACCUGUCCUUCGCCCAGUGUGCUGUCACGUAUGACAUGGAGAGCAUGGAUAAUGGGGGAUUACCAGCAGACAGGGGAAAAUCCCUGGACAAAUCGGUGGAAGACCUGUCCAAGAGUGCCAGUAACUCACCUACCCAUGGUGCCUCAAAGGCUGCCCGUGCCCUGACGGUCCGGUUCAACUCCCUGCACAGCAGGAAAGCUCUCCGGAACUCACGCAUCGUCAGUCAGAAGGACGAUGUGCACGUCUGCAUCAUGUGCCUGCGUGCCAUCAUGAACUACCAGUCUGGGUUCAACUUGGUGAUGACCCACCCACGUUGUGUGAAUGAGAUCACCCUCAGCCUAAACAACAAGAACCCCAGGACCAAAGCACUUGUUCUGGAGCUGUUAGCUGCGGUUUGCCUGGUGAGGGGAGGCCAUGACAUCAUCCUCGCUGCUUUUGACAACUUCAAAGAGGUGUGUGGGGAAAAGAACCGCUUCGAGAAGCUCAUGGAAUAUUUCACCAAUGAAGACAGCAACAUAGACUUCAUGGUGGCAUGCAUGCAGUUCAUCAACAUUGUGGUCCACUCUGUAGAAAACAUGAACUUCCGAGUGCACCUGCAGUAUGAGUUCACCCACCACGGGCUGGAUGAGUAUCUGGAGAGGCUGAAGUUCACAGAGAGUGACAAGCUGCUGGUGCAGAUCCAGGCUUACCUGGACAACGUGUUUGACGUAGGGGCGCUGCUGGAGGAUGCAGAGACCAAGAACGCCCUUCUAGAGCAUAUGGAGGAGCUACAGGAGCAUAAUGCACAGCUAAGUGCCAGGCUGCAGGAGAGUGAGAGCGAAGCCAUGGAGAAGAUUGCAGAGCUGGAGAAGCAGCUCAUUCAGGCCACCAAGGAAGCAGAGGUGCUCAAGGAGAGCCUGCGAGAGUCAUGUGCUCAGGUGAGCACCCUGCAGCAGAGAGAGAGAGAGCGGGAGCUGGACAGGGACAGGGAGAGGGACAGGGAGAGGGACAGAGAGCGUGCUUCUCAAGCCUCCUCAGAGCUGGAGCUCAAGGUCCAGGAGCUGCAAGACCGGGGGCUGAUUCGCUUGGAGCGUUCCGCAUCUGGAGUCCUGGAUAUCCAGGUGGUGCCUAUUACUGUGAUAGAGCCCAUCCCCAUACCUGCCACUCAUACAGCAGGUUCAGGUGACAUGACAACCGUUGAUGCCCCUUCAGCUCUUCCUCUUCCCUCAGUCCCGCCUCCUCCCCCAGCCCCUCCCCUCCCUGCAGCAACAGAGGAGCCCUGUGAACAAACCCAAGCUCCACCUCCCCCUCCCCCUCCCCCUCCACCUCCACCCCCUCCCCUGCCUUCCUCCCUUGCCCCACCUCCUCCCCCACCCCCACCCGGAGGUGGCCCUCCCCCACCUCCUCCACCACCUGGGAGUGGACCUCCACCCCCUCCAGGUGAAUUACCUGCUGGUGCUCCAGGCAUUAAAGGCAAAAAGCCUAUCAAGACAAAAUACCGCAUGCCUCAGUUCAACUGGCAGGCCCUCAAGCCCAACCAAGUUACCGGAACCGUCUUCAAUGAGCUGGAUGAUGAACAAGUGUUAGAGGAGCUGAACAUGGAUGCCUUUGAGGAGAUGUUUAAGACUAAGGCUCAAGGGCCUCCGGUAAACCUGGGCACCCUGAAGGUGAAGGUGACCCAGAAGACCCCCAGCAAAGUCUCCCUGAUUGAGCCCAACAGAGCCAAGAAUCUGGCCAUCACCCUGCGCAAGGGCGGCAUGACCGCCUCUGAAAUCUGCACCGCCAUAGAGAUGUACAACCAGCAGGCCCUGAGCCUGGACUUCCUGGAGCUGUUGGAGCGCUUCAUCCCGACGGACUACGAGCUGAAGCUAAUCCAGAAUUACGAGCGGGAGGGGCGACCGCUGGACGAGCUGUCGGAGGAGGACUGCUUCAUGAUGCGCUUCAGCAAGAUCCCACGCCUCUCGCAGAGGAUCAGCACCCUCACCUUCAUGGGCAACUUCCCGGACAGCGUUCAGCUGCUACAGCCGCAACUGAACGCCAUCAUCGCAGCGUCAAUGUCCAUCAAGUCCUCCACCAAGCUGAAAAAGAUCUUGGAGAUCAUCCUGGCUUUUGGGAACUACAUGAACAGCAGUAAGAGGGGGGCUGCCUACGGUUUCCGCCUGCAGAGUCUGGACCUGCUGCUGGACACUAAAUCCACGGACCGAAAGCAGACAUUGCUGCACUUCAUUGUCAGCAUCAUCCAGGAGAAGUAUCCUGAGCUGCAGUCCUUCCACUCUGAGCUGCACUUUGUGGACAAGGCUGCCCUGGUUUCUUUAGACAGCAUCCUGCAGGACGUUCGCUCCCUGGAGAGGGGCAUGGAGGUGACCCGGAAGGAGUUCAUGGUGCAGGAUGACAACCCUGUGCUGAAGGACUUCCUGAAGAACAACAGCCAUCUGUUGGAUACACUGGUGACCGAUGGCAAAACUGCCCAGGAGGCAUACAAGUCAGUGGUGGAAUAUUUUGGGGAGAAUCCAAAGACCACACCACCCUCCAUGUUUUUCCCUGUGUUUGUGCGAUUCAUCAAGGCCUACAAGCAAGCGGAACAAGACAAUGAGCAAAGGAAGAAGCAGGAGGCCAUGAUCAGUGAGGAAGUCGGAGAGGCGCCUGCCACCCCUGCCAAGACUGAGUCCACAGGACACAAGUUGCCUAUGAUGCCCAAGCUGCCCCAGAUGGAUUUGAUAGCAGAGCUGAAGAAGAGGCAAGUGAAGCCCUUGGUCAGAGAAGGCAAAGAUGGGGCCAUAGAGGACAUCAUCACAGACCUGAGGAAUCAGCCUUACAGACGGACAGACCUGGGCCGGCGAAGCAGCAAGAAGAAACCAGGACAGCAGCUGCAGGUGUCUUCUGACAUCUCGCUGUGACACACCUGAGCUCACUUGUCCACAUGCCACUGACAGAUUCACACACAUACACACACAUGCACACACACACACACACACUAGCAUGCACAGUAGUACCAGCCAAAAUAGAACCCUCUCUUCCCUUCACAGAAUGUAUACAAGCCCCUCUGACCCCACACAGAACAACUGGAGGUCAGCUCUAAGAACUGAAUUUGCUUGUGUGAACGGUGCUUUAAAAAACUUCAACUUUUUUUUAACCAUUGUCCAAUGCCAGAGGUCAGACAAACUGUGUGACUGUUAAACACAAGCCUCUACCUGGGGAGGCUGCACUGAUACUCCAUUGCACUCUUUAAUAAGGCUGCUACUUUAAUCCUGCUGUAAACCAAUACCUGUGCAGAUCACAGAUAGGGUUAUAACCUUCAGAAAGGGCUUUGACAUGGCAGAUUAGAUUCAUUGGGGUGUUAUGUGAGCCAUACUACUCACUUACACACCUCACCUUUGCAGCUAUGAUGAUGUUCUAUUACACUGAAAACAGAUGCUUGAGACUGGAUCUGACCAAAGCUGGACAUAGCAUCAGAUAAAUGCAAGGUCAGCCUGUGUCUGUGUAUCUGCCUCUCUCACAGCCCCCUCACUUCAGCUCCUAGUGUGGGAGGACUCAAGAUUCCCUAGAUGUUCUGAGAGACAACAGCCAUUUUUUUUACAAUAUAUAAGAAUGUGAGUUCUGGUUUUUGAACUCUAGCAACUAGCGAUUACAGAAGUCUGUAAUCAUCUCAUUCACUCAAUCAACAUUGGCUGAUGUAUAUGUUAAAAAAUAUUAUACCAGUAAUCACUCAUGAUCAUAUACAUACAGAUGAUGCAUAUAGUAAAAGAAGCCCUUAGGACUGUCUGAACCAGUUUCUCAUGGUUGUCUGUUCUAUAAAUGGCAUGCAAUCAGCUGUGACAUGAACCUCAAAUGAAAUUGCAAUCUACUGUAAAUGAGCAAUACUCUGUAGUCCCUCGCCUAUAUGCUGUAGAAGAACUUUGCUCAGGUGCAAGCCUAGAAGACAAUUUGUAUUAUACUGAAAAUAAUUUUUUAAAUAUGUAUGUGUAACAAUUUCCCAACCUUUUUAAAGCCUUACUUUGGAUGGGAUUUGUUACUUAUGUUUUGAACUAAUGUGGAUUUUUAUACCGUGAUGUAAUU